AUGUCGACGAGUGAAACCGAAAGCAACUGCAAUGUGCCGUACAACUGGCCCGCUCCAACAGUUGAGGCCUUGUUCAUCAGUCCGAAAGUGCAGAACUUCCUCCAAAAGCUCACGGGCUUUGACGUCGAUAAAAUAUUCGCACCGGUCCCAGUGCCGUUAAACACGCCGCGCUACAAGUUCCUCACUGAUGAACAACUUGAACAGGAACUACAAGAGUCCCACCGUCGGGCCCGGCAAAAGCUGCAGAUGCCUCCAGUGCUUCGAGAGCGCAAACCGUGUGAGAAAGUGCUCUCCAAGGAUCCGGAAAUUCAGGGCUUCACCAGCAGCUCAUACAUCUUCACCGACAUUUCUUAUGGCUACAAAAAUCGAGAGCGGCUGAUUGUCGUACGAGAACCCGAGGUGUUGCGCACCGCCAACUGGGAGGAGAGAGAACGCAUGCUGCAGACCUACUUUACUAACAAGGACAAGUCCUUCUACAUGCCCAAGAUGUUUGAGCCGGGCUACUUACAGGAUGUCUUGGACAAGCAAUGGUAUCGGUUUGUGUUGGACAGGGCUUGUAUCCAGUUUGAGCCAGACGACGCCGAGUACAUCAGAGUUACGCAUGCUACUUACGACCAUAUUGACGCCAAACGUGGCUUCCACGAGCUGCGGUCAACACGGCACUUUGGCCCCAUGGCUUUUUACCUGGCCGUUGUUGGCAAGGUGGACAACUUGCUCAUUGACCUACUACAGAGGGAAAUGAUCGAUGACACUGGUCACCUGCUGAGGCUGUUCUACCACAUACAUCCACCGGCCGAUGGCACUCAAGUGGAUGAAAACUCGGAAAACAUUGAACUCCUUAAGUUCUACAUCAGGAACAACUCCCAAAAGCGGAGCCACAUGGAACUCGCCCUGCAGACCUAUCUGGAGAUUCGCAGAAGCCAAGAAGAAGCGGAGAAGAACCUGGCCUCUGCAAGGGGGCACUCAUGAUUAGCCAUGCAGAAUAAACAUAAUUACGGUAGUACUAGUAAACUCUUUCGUGCCAGGCUC
This is a messenger RNA of Rhipicephalus microplus (southern cattle tick), 1029 nucleotides long. RefSeq names its product mitochondrial ribosomal protein S22 (gene mRpS22). Gene Ontology annotation, molecular function: structural constituent of ribosome. Gene Ontology annotation, cellular component: mitochondrial small ribosomal subunit. The record is from RefSeq and is a predicted model, not a curated record. NCBI's taxonomy places the organism in Eukaryota, Metazoa, Arthropoda, Arachnida, Ixodida, Ixodidae.